This is a messenger RNA of Hyaloscypha bicolor E, 1185 nucleotides long. RefSeq names its product alkanesulfonate monooxygenase. The coding region runs from base 57 to 1166 and encodes 369 amino acids. Gene Ontology annotation, molecular function: oxidoreductase activity, acting on paired donors, with incorporation or reduction of molecular oxygen. The transcript has a single exon. The record is from RefSeq and is a predicted model, not a curated record. NCBI's taxonomy places the organism in Eukaryota, Fungi, Ascomycota, Leotiomycetes, Helotiales, Hyaloscyphaceae.
CGCUGUUUCCCUACUUGCAAAGCCCUACCUGCAAGUAAACUUGAAUCAUCACCACAAUGCCUACGGAAUUCAUCUCCCUGACCUCACCCAAUGCCUCUACGGAGCUCAACCCCUUAGGCGGCCCCAACGAACCAAUCGACCCCACCUAUCUAAACCGCUACGCGAAAGCCCUCGACGACUAUGCCUUCAACUACACUCUAGUCCCCUACGACAGUUCCUGGUUCGAUCCUUUCACCAUCGGAGCCACCAUCGCAGCCGCAACCAAAAACCUCAAGAUCAUAAUUGCUCUCCGGCCAAACACGCUCUAUCCCACCGUGGCAGCGAAAGCCUUGGCAACUUUGGACCAGCUUUCCUCCGGCCGUGCAGUGGUGCAUUUCAUCGCCGGCGGUUCGGACGCAGAGCAAGCUAAGGAAGGUGACUUUCUCAACAAAGAGGAGCGGUACGGACGUCUUGAAGAGUAUAUCAAGAUCCUGCGCCGAGCAUGGGAGUCAGCUGAACCAUUCGAUUGGGAAGGGAAGUAUUUCCAGUUCAAACAAUUCAGUAAUCGCGUCAGGCCUGUGAAUGGCACGAUUCCGGUCUCCGUUGGGGGUUCAAGUGAUGAAGCGUAUCGAGUUGGUGGGAGUCUGGCUGAUAUCUUUGGCCUUUGGGGCGAGCCAUUGAAGGAGACAAGGGAGCAGGUUGACCGGAUCCAUGCUGAAGCCGAAAAGGCUGGCCGUGCUCCGAAUUGCAGGCCGAGAAUUUGGGUUACGUUCCGACCUAUUGUUGCAGAGACUGAUGAUCUUGCUUGGGCUAAGGCUCAUCGUACGCUCGGUGUGUUGAAGGAGAAUCGAGCGAAUAGAACUGGCAAAGUCCCAGCUGAUGCACCAAAACCGCAGAACGUGGGGUCGCAGAGAUUGCUUGAUAUUGCUGCGAGAGGGGAGGUGCAGGACAGGGCGCUCUGGUAUCCAACUGUUACAGCCACGAAUGCAAGGGGUGCAUCGACGGCACUGGUUGGAAGUUAUGAGACAGUUACUGAGUCCAUCUUGGAUUAUGUUGAUUUAGGGGCGGAGUUGAUUUCAAUUCGGGGGUACGAUAACUUGAAUGAUGCUAUUGAUUACGGGCGGUAUAUUCUGCCAAGGGUUCGGGAAGGUUUAAAGGAGAGGGAGACUCGGGCUCGGGUAGCAUAAAUAGUAUCCUUCGAUUAUC